AUGGCCAACAAUACCACACCAAACCUCGUUGUCCUCGUUGAUGCGGACAAUGCCAUGCCGUCGACGGCAAGGCUCAUACUUGCGGAAGUCGCAAAAUAUGGGACAGUUUAUGUGAAACGGGCCUAUGGUGACUGGACUAGCACCUCUCUAAAGGGCUGGAAAAAAGAACUCCUUAGUCAGUCUAUCCAGCCAUUCCAGCAGUUCGCAUACACCAACGGCAAAAAUUCGACCGACUCCGCUAUGAUCAUCGACGCGAUGGACCUUCUAUAUUCGAACCGUUUCGGCGGUUUCUGCCUCGUCUCUAGCGACAGUGACUUCACUCGGCUGGCUGCUCGUAUUCGCGAAUCUGGUCUAACUGUGUACGGCUUUGGGGAGCAGAAGACACCCAAGCCCUUCGUCGCUGCCUGCAAUAAAUUUAUCUAUACGGAAAACCUUUCGUUCCAUGGGGAACUUGUACCGCAUCCUGAUAGGGUUAUUGUGCCCAAAAAUCAUGUUCCAGCGCGGCACGCCCACGCAGAUGGUCACUUAAAAACUCUGCUUCAUACGACAAUAGAGACGGCCUCUGACGAUGAUGGAUGGGCUGAGCUCUCUAACGUCGGCACGCUACUUACAAAAAAGCACCCUGACUUCGACUCCCGGACCUACGGGUAUAACAAGCUCGGCGACCUAAUAUCUGCUUUAUCUCUGUUUGAUGUUGUUCGACAACUUCCUCGAAAGGGUAAAGCGGGAAAGAUUUACGUACGAGAUAAGCGUCGAGGGCGCAAGGACUCUGCCGCUUCAUCAACAUGA
Molecule: messenger RNA, 789 nt
Organism: Aspergillus nidulans FGSC A4
Lineage: Eukaryota; Fungi; Ascomycota; Eurotiomycetes; Eurotiales; Aspergillaceae
Product: NYN domain-containing protein
Exons: 1
Coding region: 1-789 (262 amino acids)
Molecular function (GO): RNA nuclease activity
Source: RefSeq, a predicted model, not a curated record